CGUCAUUGUUUGUGCUGCUGGCGGAAUACGAGUUCAUAUUCUAAACUGCCUGGUUUGAGUUCUACAUAUUUUUUUUGCUGUUUAGUUCUAUGUUUUAGUUUAUUUCGCUUAAUAGCAAAUCACCAUGUCGGUGGCGUUUGCACCUCAUAGACAACGUGGAAAGGGUGAUAUAACACCCACUGGAAUUCAGAAGUUACUGGAUGAAAACAAUCAGUUGAUUCAAUGUAUAAUGGACUUCCAGAGCAAAGGAAAGACAGCAGAAUGUUCACAGUACCAGCAGAUGCUCCACAGAAAUUUAGUUUACCUGGCCACAAUAGCAGACUCCAAUCAGAACAUGCAGUCUCUGCUCCCUGCUAAGUGUGACUCCCCUACUCCCCCAGAGGUAAAGCUUGAACCUCCUACUCAGAACAUGCCCAUGGGCCCUGGUGGGAUGAACCAGAGCGGAGUGCCGGGCCCCCAGCCCCCCCACGGACACAACAUGCCCUCUGAGGGCAUGGUCAGUGGCGGACCCCCAGCCCCACACAUGCAGAGCCAGAUGAACGGACAGAUGCCUGGGCCUAAUCACAUGCCCAUGCAGGGCCCUGGGCCGGGUCCCAACCAGCCCCCCAACAUGCCCGGCAGCGGCUCCAUGAACAUGCCCCCCAGCAGCCAUGGCUCUAUGGGCGGCUACAACCACGCUGUACCCUCCUCUCAGAGCAUGCCUGCCCAAGGCCAGAUGAACAUGACCCAAGGACCCAUGGGUAACUACGGCCCCCGGCCCAACAUGAACAUGCAGGCUAACCAAGGCCCCAUGAUGCACCAGCAGCCUCCCUCCCAGCAGUACAACAUACCCCCUGGAGGUGGCGGGCAGCACUACCAGGGCCAGCAGAACCCCAUGGGCAUGAUGGGCCAGGGGAACCACGUGAUGGGGCAGAGGCCCAUGCCCCCUUACAGACCCCCACAGCAAGGACCCCCUCAGCAGUACCCAGGGCAGGAAGACUACUAUGGGGACCAGUACAGUCACGCAGGACAGGGAGCCUCAGAAGAGCGAGACCCAGCAGCCAACCAACAGUCCCCCUAUGAAAAAGAUAAUGAGCGAGACCCAGCAGCCAACCAACAGUCCCCAUAUGAAAAAGAUCAUGGUAAUGCCCAGUAUGGCCAGCAGCAGGAGGCCUACCAGCAAGGUCCUCCCCAGCAGCAGGGCUACCCCCCACAGCAGCAGUACCCUGGACAGCAGGGCUACCCUGGACCGCAACAGGGCUAUGGUCCGUCCCAGGGAGCCCCAGGCCAGUACCCCCAGGGUUACCCCCAGGGCCAGGGGCAGCAGUACGGGGCCUACCGGGGCCCCCAGCCCGGCCCCCCUCAGGCCCAGCAGCAACGCCCAUACCCAGGCUACGAUCAGGGUCAAUAUGGAAAUUACCAGCAAUGAGAGAUGGCCAUGGCAGUCACUGUCAGUCACCAAGAGCCCCGCUCUGACCUCUAACCUCUGACCUCUGUACAACUGUUAUCUGGACUUUUAUAACGGCUGCAGCUCACAGAGACGCCCACACACACACACUUUGCCCUCUGUAUCCCCUAUGUCUGGGCCUUAUGUAAUGAGAUGAUUGUGUUCACUUCCAUUUCUCCCCUUCUAGUCUGAGUUAAGUCUCAAAGCAGCAAUGCCUUAAAACCAAACAGAGCUGCCUUAUCCAGAGCACUGCAGAUUUCGAAAAGGGCAAAAAAUUACCCGUAAAAUUCAUUUUGUCUAGAUCAGAGGACAGAAGUGUACAGAACUGAACUUCACACUCUUGUAGGGCAAUGUUUCUCCAUCCAAUAGCCCCCUGUUCAUAAGAAGCAAUAAUGCCAAUGGGAAGUGGAGGGGUGGGACGGGGAUGGAGUGAGGAGAUUUUAACACCAGAAACAAAAUUCUGUACGGCUAUGUUAUAUGUCAAGGUCAACAUAUGUGAUGAUGUAAACAUGUAUUUUAUGAUUUUUAGAUGGAGCUAAUUUUGUAUAAGAAUUUGGAGUACUGUUGAAUAUAGUUUCUGUUUUCCUCCUGAAGUGUUAUGUCUCUUGAUGUAAGUUGUGAUUAACAUUGUUUUCAUCUGCUAUUUUGUUUGUUCUUUUGUUAUUUGUAACCCCUGAUUUCCCUUUGCUUCUUCAAAGACUUGUACAUUGAAUAUGUGCUUGGGGUGAACAAAUCUGAUGCUUUGGUUUUCUGAAUGGAUUGUACAUAGAAAGCCCUCAAACAAACUGAGAACACCUAUCUGUAUUGGAGCAUCAGUGGUGAAACAUUAUUUCUUUGGGCAACAAAACAUGACCUGUGAGUGGGGCUGUAUUCUGACUUUGAGAUCUACAGUAUGUGUGUAACUAGGGUUGCAAAGCUACCGGUGAUUUUCCAAAGUUACCGGAAUAUUGCGUGAUUUUAGUCAUUAACAGAAUAUAUUGUAAUUUUGGUAAUCUAGUAAUCUAUACUUGAAUAACUUUUAAAAACUGUAUUCGUAUAUAGUGUUCAUUAAUUAUAUCUGUGACCAUAUUGUCCAUGAGUUUUAUAUUAGAUAGUAGGGUGGCAGGUAGCGCAUUGGGCUAGUAACCGAAAGGUUGCUGGUUUGAAUACCUGAGCAGACAAGGUGAAAAAUCUGCCGACUUGCCCAUGAGUGAGGAACUUAACCCUAAUUUGCUCCAGGAACGCCAUGGCUGACCAUGUCAAACACCACAUUUCUCUGGACUAAUCUGGUAUAUGUGACAUUUUUUUAUUUUACCAUAUUUUUCAAGAGAAAAUAACCUAAUUAAUGGCAAAAAGCAUCUAAUCAACCAUUACAUUAUUUUUACACUAAUCUAAUGAUUUACUUUUUUCACAACUGCCACCAGUUUGAUGCCCAAACAUUAAUAAAACAUUGACAUAAAAUAAAUAAAAGUUUGUAAAAAGGAAAUUUCAUGCUGAAACCCUCAUAUUAAACAAUAAUGAAUGGUAUUAGUUUAGUUUCUUUUUUAUUUAGGAUUGUUUAACAUCUUUGUCAUAUAUAUUUUUUACCUCUAUGGGAUCGGUGUCCCUAAACCUGGAUGGUUGUUACUAACGUGCGCUAAUGUGACUAGAAUGACAUAAGUAACAGCCAACUUUCCAGUACAUAGAUAUGUCUUAUAUGGGCAGAAAGCUUAAAUUCUUGUUAAUCUAACUGCAGUCCAAUUUACAGUAGCUAUUACAGUGAAAAAAUACCAUUCUAUUAAUUUGAGAGUGCACAACAACAAAACACUUAUCAUGGAAACUGGUUUGAUACAUUCACCUCCGAAGGUAAAUAGUGUACUUACAUUUAGUAAUGUUGCUCUGAUUUGUCAUCAUGAGGGUCCCAGAGAUAAAAUGUAGGAUAGUUUUGUUUGAUAAAAUACAUGUUAUAUUCAAAUGUAGGAACUGGGUUCUGUCUUUGGCCCGCCUGGCCAUCUAGAUGUGUGAAGGUUAGUGUUUUUUCUCUGUAGGGAAGCAAAUGAUCCAUCAUGUAUGACAUUCCUGAAUGUGUGUAAACUUGUAUUUUUUUAAUACCAUAGCUUUUUUGUGUGUUCUCUAUAGUUAUGUAUCAAUUGACCAAUUCGGCACAUUUGGGCAAACUCCUUUCAGACUUGAUACAAAAUAUAGUGUACUAAUGUAAUGCUUCACUGGAUCAGUCUGAAACUUUACACACACACACUGCUGCCAUCUAAAUUACACCUAAACUCCUAUCUGAAUGUAUGGCCUUUCUCUUGCAUUUCAAAGACGAUGGAACAAUUAUUCUUUUCUGAAAACGCAUGUUUUUGAUUGUAUUAUCUUUUACCAGAUCUAAUGUGUUAUUCUUCUACAUUAAUUUUACAUUUCCACAAACUUCAAAGUGUUUCCUUUCAACUGGUAUCAAUAAUAUGCAUAUCCUUCCUUCAGGUCCUGAGCUACAGGCCGUUAGAUUUGGGUAUGUCAUUUUAGGUGGACAUUUUAAAAAAUGGGCCGAUCCUUAUCUGAUUAAAAAUAUUUCAGAUAUUUUACAUGUUAUUACCCACACAGGAUCAGAGAUUAUUAGACACUUGUCAUAAUCUGAAUUACACAAAUGGGCCACUAGAUGUCUUCUGACAGAUUGUAAAAAAAAAUCCUUGGAAGAUAAAAAACAAUUCUGUUAAUUUACAGGUCAACUUUGAAUGUUUCAAGUAAUACACCCUCCCUUUGCAAACCUAUGUGUAACACAAAGCACUGAGCACAUAUUCAUAAAGUGUCUCAGAUUAGGACAGCUGAAUUGGGAUCAGUUUAGCCUUUUAGAUAAUAUGUAAGAAUAAAUAGAUAGGGGAGACCUGAUCCAAGAUCAGCACUCCUACUCUGAGAUGGUUUAUUAAUAGGGCCCCUGAAUGCUUCCAGUACCCCCUGCUUCUCCUAAAAGUUGAAUUUAGAACCAUGUAUCUUAUGGCCUUGGCGCUUCAGUGUGCUCUGUUAUUGGUAGCUGAAUAAGAGAUGAAUUCAGUUGGGGGAUAUUCCAAACAUAUGUCUAAUGUGCAUCGGACACAGCUCUCUGGAGAAUAGUGUCUGCUCGAUACAUUACGUUUUUACCUGCAACUUUCUGAACGUUUUGCCCGUGCUCAAUAUUCCCAUAAUGGGUCUGUGGGAGUGCAUUGACCACAGACUGUCAUACAUUCAGUAUGUUCAGCACCACAUAAGCUUGUUUCAGACAGAAUGAAUCGUCUUUACAAUGUUGGAUGAGAUUUCUCCCCCGAAUAAACUUUUACAUUUUUGUUAUUUAAGAAAAUGUAAUGUACGUUAACCACCAACAGAAUAAUAUGAGUUAUGGAGUAUAACGUAAGUAACCACCAACAGAAUAAUAUGAGUUAUGUGGAGUAUAACGUAAGUAACCACCAACAGAAUAAUAUGAGUUAUGUGGAGUAUAACAAAGUGUUACGUUAUACUCUAAACUGAGUGUCUUGCUGUAAUGAUUUGAGAUACAUUUCCUAUGAUGUCAUGCAACAUUUCACUCUUGUACAGACUGGUUGUGUUAUUUUAUGAAACCUUGGGCUUGAUAUACAUUUGUACAAUAUGCAUAAAUCAUGCACAUAUUAUAGAGAAGAUAGAAGUAUGGUGAUUGGUUUCCAGUCAGCCUCAAAGAUACUAACCUUGGUAUGCUUUAGUACAUACCUUGUAAUAAAUGUUUUGUCUUUCAUUUACCCUGUAGCCAACAUGAUGUUACUGUAAGUGUCAUUGUGAUGUGAAACUGUACAGUAUGUCACUGAAAAACUGCAACAAUAAAUUGCUUGAAUUUUUUUUAUA
Messenger RNA from Oncorhynchus nerka (sockeye salmon), 5230 nucleotides. RefSeq names its product protein SSXT-like. The record is from RefSeq and is a predicted model, not a curated record. The coding region runs from base 125 to 1408 and encodes 427 amino acids. Gene Ontology annotation, molecular function: transcription coactivator activity. NCBI's taxonomy places the organism in Eukaryota, Metazoa, Chordata, Actinopteri, Salmoniformes, Salmonidae. The transcript is spliced from 13 exons.